This is a messenger RNA of Cuscuta epithymum, 1125 nucleotides long. Lineage: Eukaryota; Viridiplantae; Streptophyta; Magnoliopsida; Solanales; Convolvulaceae. The record is from the annotation of a GenBank genome assembly.
CGGGGAUUGAUACUUUGGCCAAACUACUCUUCUACCUUCUUCUAAGCUUUCUUUUCUUCCAGUAAAUACAAUUCUGAGGAAGACUUUUGCUUCAGCCAGAUUAUUCCUCUUCUUUCUUCUGAUCUUUCCUUCCUUCCAGUAAACAGAGUUCUGAGAAUCUAUCACGCCACCACCGCUCCCCGCCUCCAAGCCCGCACGUCUGUCGGCCGUCGUCCACUCAUCCCCAGUUCCGCACUCGGCACUACUUGUACGCUACUACCGCCAUCCGCUGAUAAGCAACUAAGCACAAUCGCACAUGAAUCUCAGAAUUUGUUUAUCUAUGGUAUUCAGAUUUUUGUAAUUGCAAUUUGCAAAUUACAGAACAUUUAAAAUUAAUUUGUUAUAUUGUUGCUAUUUGUUUAUUUAAUUCAGUUAUUAAGUAAUUGAAUUGAUAGAAGAAGUGAUUUGCAAUUUAUCGCCGACUUAGAAGUUAUGCCUAGGGUUUUGUCCGGCGGUGAGCUUUCUUGGCUAGCCACCGCGUCUUUUAUUUGUUGGAGGUGCUUUGUCCGGCGGCGAGCUUUCUUGGCUAGCCAUCGCGUCUUUUAAUUGUUGAAUGUGCUUUUCGUUUGGAGUAUUGACGGACAACAAGGUGAAGGCUUCGGUCUUGCUUCGAAUUGGGUGUGUUGCUUGAAGACUUCUGCGACAUCGGUAUAAGCCUGCUUUGUCGGCGGAUAUGGAGGUGGAAACGAGUUUUGGAUUUUCGUUUGAGUUUUCUCUUUUCGGUCUGGGAAGCUUUGUGGACAAAUACAAGAUGAUGGCAACUGGUGCAGAAAAAGAAAAACUGGAUCUGAAUAAAGCUGAUGUUGAAGUUGUGGCGGAUGAACGGCGGGCGCGUCCCCCUCCUGAGCCGCCGCCGUGGAGUGCAAGCAAAUCUAGGGUUUGGAAGAAGAUGAGUGUUUUCUAUUUUAAUUCUGUUUUUCUGUCAGUUUGUGUUUUUCUGUCGAAAUGUAUGUUGUUUGGUCCGUUUUGGUAUUUGAUUUUUCGUUUAUUUCCAGUUUGUAAGACUUUGAUUUUAAAAUAUGUUUUAUUAAUAAUAUAAAGAAAAAACUAUAUGUAAAAAGAGCUAAAAUAGUCAGCCAAUACGGC